CUCGCUCGUAGUCUCUCACCGACGACGACGGCCUUCUGUGCUCUGCUUUUCCAUACGUAAUGUCUCACAUCGGAAGUGUGUUCCUAGGCGACGUACAGCGGCACCGGCAUUUAUCGACGUCCACCCCGCCCUCCUCACCGCCCCCGAACGUCGGCUCCAGCGCGACGUUCAGCUUCAGCGACGUCGACCUGGAUGACGCUGAUCAGCAGAAGCCCCCUGCCACGCAGGUCGCACCGCCUUCAAUUUCUCCUGCAUUGUCGUUGGAGCUGCGGCUGCGAUGGCUGGAGACGCUGCUUUUCGGUGCGAAACAUGACGUGCCGGAGCAGUCGGGCAAGGGUGGGGUCAAGGCGGAGAAACUCAAGGACGGAGAAAGUCUGACGCGCCGAGCGGAGGACCUCCAGCGGAGGUUAGACAGUGUCGCGCAGAGCAAUGACGCACUGAAACGUUUCAUGGACCGAUACGAGCAAUACGCGCACAUGCUUACCCCAGCCUUCGCGCUAUCGGGGUCGCUCCCCGUUAGUCCGCCCACGUACGAGAGCAUGUCGGCCACCGAACUCGAUGCGUUCCUCGCCGAGAUGGAGUCGGAUAUUCGUGCCGCCGAGCGCGACUUGCGCGAAAUUAAUGCGCUCGAAAGCAAGGGUGUCACUGGCGCGGGUAAGCUUGGUGACUACGAAGCGCUACAGCCCCGCCUGGAGGCGUUGCUUCAGGCGCACGAUGAAGAUUCGCGUGUGGCAGCUGACUUGGAGAAGCGAAUCGCGCUUCUCAUGGACCACUAUGCAACAAACGUCGACACCCUGUCGGAACUCUUCGUAUCUUGGGACGAAACCAUCCGUGACGCUAGAGAGGAGGUUGAUAAAUUGGAAAAAGACCGAGACGAGCGGCGCAAGCUGGGGUAUGAGUAGUGCUGCGGCAGCCCGCUGCCCUCCAUCCCGCGGCGAGUCGUGGGAGGACAAGCGAAGGGGGACCUUCUCACGCAGGCAGUGAUUUGGACGACCAAGGGCCAAGCCCAGUUGUUAGGCCGGAGACCAGCCGUUCCGACGCUGCGAAUGAAGUGGUCCUCCUCUUGGUCCGUUACACACAUCUCAGCGAUGCGGCAGCGAUUACCAUCUACAAUCUGACGGUAGCGCGUCGCUUGAACGAUCGCCGUUCGCGCCCACGAAGCUCGUUAUGCGCAGUCGACUGCUCCCCCCUUCCGCCGCUGCCUCGUCUCCAUUCUCCUCCUCCUCUCUGGUUGGCUGACCGCGUCCCUCUUAAGAUCUGUACGGCAUUCAUAUCUCGCGAAGCCAUCGUUGUCUCAUGUCGCGUGGCCUUGCCCCUAUCUCGCGCACCACGUAUGUAUUAGCGCGAUGUCGAACAAGCUUUGUCAUUGUGUCAGCCGUGAUUGAGAUAUCUCAGCGACAGCAGCUGUCUACGAUCUGCGCACUGUUGGCACCUGCUGCCAGGCCUCGUCACUCGCUCUGCCACGACGACGUAAUCACAGCCGGAGGACCUUGACAGGACCGCUUCUCUCAGUAUAGUGCCUUGGCCCUUCCAUGCCUCGUGUAUGUCGGUCGCUGCCGUAAUACCGAGCCAGGCUCCGAUGGUGUUCGCAUCAUCCUUGCAGCCCGCCUUCUGAGCACCAAGUAUGUUUAGAUGGGGAGGCUGUGAGCGCUA
Messenger RNA from Dichomitus squalens LYAD-421 SS1, 1653 nucleotides. RefSeq lists its product as uncharacterized. Bases 60 to 902 code for a protein of 280 amino acids. The record is from RefSeq and is a predicted model, not a curated record. Gene Ontology annotation, biological process: cytoskeleton-dependent cytokinesis. NCBI's taxonomy places the organism in Eukaryota, Fungi, Basidiomycota, Agaricomycetes, Polyporales, Polyporaceae. The transcript has 4 exons. Gene Ontology annotation, cellular component: dynactin complex.